CAUACUUCUCUUUCUUCUUCCUUGAGCUGCUUUCUGUUCCUCUGUGUAUCGUCUGUCUUCUAUUUUGGUGUGUUUGGUGAAUAGAGGCAGGGAUGGCGGAGCUCGAGGGCCUGGAGUUUGGGAAGUCAGACUUUGUACUGCUGGAUGAGGUGACGAUGGAGCAGUUUAUGGAGAAUCUGAAGCUGAGGUUUGAGAAGGGCCGUAUCUACACCUUUAUUGGAGAAGUGGUUGUCUCCGUCAACCCAUACAGACAGAUGGACAUUUACGGCAAAGAAACCAUUGAUGCAUAUCGGGGACGGGAGCUGUAUGAAAACCCUCCUCACCUGUACGCAGUGUCUGAUGCCGCCUAUAAGGCCAUGAAGAGACGGGCCAAAGACACCUGCAUUGUGAUAUCAGGUGAAAGUGGGGCAGGAAAAACAGAAGCCAGUAAAUACAUCAUGCAGUAUAUUGCAGCCAUCACAAACCCGAGCCAGAGGGCGGAGGUCGAGAGCGUGAAGAAUGUGCUACUCAAGUCCAACUGUGUGCUGGAGGCCUUUGGGAACGCCAAGACAAAUCGCAAUGACAACUCCAGCCGCUUCGGCAAAUACAUGGACAUCAACUUCAACUUCAAUGGCGAUCCCACAGGGGGGCACAUCAACAACUACCUGCUGGAGAAGUCCAGAGUGGUCCAGCAGCAAGGAGGGGAGAGGAACUUUCAUUCAUUUUACCAGUUAUUGCGUGGAGGCUCAGAUGAAACGCUGGCAUCAUUUCACCUGCAGAAUGAUCCAGCUGUUUAUACCUUCACCAAAGAGGGAGCUGCAACAACUACCUCCAACAAUGAUCGCAGCAGCCACAAAGCAGUAAUGAGUGCUCUGGAAGUGAUCGGCUUCUCGAAAGAAGAGAUUAAAUCAAUUUAUCAGAUUCUGGCCUCCAUUCUGCUGCUGGGUAAUGUACAGUUUGAGAGUGAGGGUGAAGUCGUCCAGAUCCAGAGCAUCGAAGCUGUGAACCACAUUGCUGAGCUAACAGCCACAGACCCAGACAAUGUCAGUAAGAGCCUGCUUUACCGCACUGUGGCCACUGGGGGAGGUGAGGUCAUCGAAAAGGGUCACACAGAGCAAGACGCCUGCUUUGGACGGGAUGCUUUCUGCAAGGCUCUCUAUGAGAGACUUUUCGGAUGGAUUGUAUCCCGCAUCAACAGCGUCAUUGAAGUCAAAGACUACAACCCAGUGCUUCAUGGGAAAAACACAGUCAUUGGUGUGCUGGAUAUCUACGGCUUUGAGAUCUUUGACAACAACAGUUUUGAACAGUUCUGCAUCAACUACUGCAACGAGAAGCUGCAGCAGCUUUUCAUUGAGCUGAUCCUCCGGCAGGAACAAGGCGAAUAUCAGAGAGAGGGCAUCACCUGGCAACAUAUCGACUACUUCAACAAUCAGAUAAUCGUUGACCUCGUGGAGCAGCCACACAAAGGAAUCAUCUCCAUUUUAGACGAAGCUUGCCUCACUGUCGGUAACGUCACCGACACCGUCUGCCUGGAGAGUAUGGACACCAAACUAGCCCAGCAUCCCCACUACACCUCCCGCAAGCUCACUCCCACUGACAAAACCAUGGACUUCCAGAAAAACUUUCGUAUUCGCCACUAUGCUGGAGAUGUCACAUAUUCCGUCGAGGGCUUUUUGGACAAAAACAAGGACAUGCUUUUUCAAGAUUUCAAGCGUCUCAUGUACAACAGUGCCAACCAAGUCCUGAAGGAGAUGUGGCCAGAUGGUCAGCUGGGCAUCACUGAGGUCACUAAGCGACCUCUGACCGCAGCCACCCUCUUCAAGAACUCCAUCAUAGCCUUGGUGGAUAAACUGGGCUGCAAGGAGCCGUACUACGUGCGAUGCAUUAAGCCCAAUGAGAUGAAGUCCUCGGUGUUGUUUGACGAAGCUCGCUGCCAGCAUCAGGUGGCCUACCUUGGCCUGCUGGAGAAUGUCAUGGUGCGAAGGGCGGGCUUUGCCUACAGACAGCUCUACGCUCGCUUCCUGCAGCGGUAUAAAAUGACCUGUGAGUACACCUGGCCGAACCACCUGAUGGCCUCGGACAGGGAGGCUGUGGAGGCCAUUGUCACCCAGCACGGUUUCCAGGACGACGUGGCGUACGGUCAAACCAAGCUGUUUGUGCGAACGCCACGGUCUCUCUUCUCUCUGGAGCAGGAGAGAGCCGCCCUCAUCCCCAUCCUGGUGCUCUUCCUGCAGAAGGUAUGGCGUGGGGCUUUAGCUCGUAUGAGGUGCCAGCGGAUGAGAGCCAUCUACGCCAUAAUGGGCUGCUAUAAGCGCUACAAGGUCAAGGCUCACUUCUGGGAGGUGGAGCGGAGGUUUGCUAAUGUGCGAACUAUGGCCGACUACGGAAAGACCGUGGAGUGGCCGACCCCACCUGCUGCUCUGUCCCAGUUUCACAAAAAUACAGUCAUGCUGCAUCGCAAGUGGUGGGCGCGGCAGCUCAUAAAGAACAUCCCUCCAUCUGACAUGCUGGAGGUUCGGGCCAAGGUGGCGGCUCUAACUGCACUGAACGGAGAGAGGAAAGACUGGGGCAUUAAGAGAGCCUGGGAGAGGGACUACCUGGCUAAUGUGCGAGACAGCCCUCAGACCAGCUCCAGCUUCACCCGCAUUUCCAAGGAGCUGAGAAACAAAGACGAGUACAGUCAGGUCCUCUUCUCCGGCUUCUGCAGGAAGGUGAAUAGAUUCAACAAAAGCACAGACCGCGGCUUGCUCGUCACAGACAAGUACGUCUACAAAUUAGAGCCAAAGAAGCAGUACAAGGUUUUGAAGAAGGUUUCCUUAGACACUCUUACAGGACUAAGCUUGACCAGUGGAGUCGACCAGAUGUUGGCGCUGCACACGACGGCCCAGGAUGACAUCCUGCUGUGCCUGCAGCGAGGGGAGCUGAGUCCCAACCAGGACCGAGUCGGCGAGUUGGUGGGAUCGCUUGUCGACUACUUCACACGGAUAAGAAAAGUCCAGUUUCCAGUGAAGGUUUGCCGUUCAAGCAUGGAGGUACACAUGAGGGGAAAAUCCAAGAGCGUCACCGUGGAAACCAAACCCGGCCAGAUCAACGCAGAUUUCAAGAAGAGCAAAGAUGGGUUCGUCCUGCUGGUCCCUGCUAACUAAGAGAGUCCAUCCAUCAAAACCUAUUUGAGGUAUUGACCUGACCUCAGGACCGGUGCAGUUCUAUGUCCAGUGAACAGGAACUUUAUUUAUACAACAAUGUGUCGAGACAACAGACAGGGCUUUGCCCUGAAAGACAAGUUUAGUUGCAGGCAAUUCUUAAUUGUUUUUCACAAAUUAAAGCUUUAAAGUAUUAACCUGCUUUAUUAAUCCAGAGCCUCGGGGAUACAAGGUUCACCGGACAAUGAAGAGUUUCUGGAGGUGAAUUUUGGGAAAUGAGGAGGCUGUUAUGUAUUUUUGCUUUUACUUUUACAUUAUGCUGUUACAUGAGGUGUUAGAAGAUAUUUUUUAAGACAGGAUGGAACAAAAAUAUGAAUGAAUGCACUUUUUAAAAUGACAAAUUGUACAUCACAAUGAAUACCAGUCAUUCCAGAUAUAUUUUUGUACCUUUAGUAAAAUGAUGUUAUGUAAUUUGAUCUAUUGUUAUGCAUUGCUCUUGAACUGUUGCCAAACUACUAUGAAACGCAGAGAAUGGAAUUAUUUUAUGGCAGAAAUGAUAAAAAAGGUGGAAAAAAACAAAACAGUGGAACAUAAUAAAUUAUUCAAGACUUAAACAAACUGUGUGU
This is a messenger RNA of Scomber japonicus (chub mackerel), 3748 nucleotides long. RefSeq names its product myosin IG (gene myo1g). The record is from RefSeq and is a predicted model, not a curated record. The coding region runs from base 93 to 3125 and encodes 1010 amino acids. Lineage: Eukaryota; Metazoa; Chordata; Actinopteri; Scombriformes; Scombridae. Gene Ontology annotation, molecular function: actin filament binding; microfilament motor activity; ATP binding. Gene Ontology annotation, biological process: vesicle transport along actin filament; actin filament organization. The transcript is spliced from 22 exons. Gene Ontology annotation, cellular component: plasma membrane; vesicle; actin cytoskeleton.